AUGGCUCUCUUGAGCAGAUCCCUGAGUCGCCAGUUGUGUCCCGUCAGUAGGGCUAUACAGGAUGCCAGGUGGCUCCAGCCCCAGACCUUGUUGCGGCUACCCGAUGCCUGGGGACUCCCCACCACGCAGCCGAGCCGGGGCAAGGCACGCGGGAACGAGUACCAGCCGAGCAACAUCAAACGCAAGCACAAGCACGGCUGGGUCAAGCGCUUGAGCACCCCGGCGGGUGUCCAGGUCAUCCUUCGCCGCAUGCUCAAGGGCCGAAAAUCGCUGAGCCACUGA
Molecule: messenger RNA, 282 nt
Organism: Pipistrellus nathusii (Nathusius's pipistrelle)
Lineage: Eukaryota; Metazoa; Chordata; Mammalia; Chiroptera; Vespertilionidae
Source: the annotation of a GenBank genome assembly